Pelagomonas calceolata is the source of this 1191-nucleotide messenger RNA. The record is from the annotation of a GenBank genome assembly. Lineage: Eukaryota; Pelagophyceae; Pelagomonadales; Pelagomonadaceae.
GCGGCACUCGCAAAAGCGGCUGCCCCGCAGCACCUGCCACCGCGCGCACGCCGCCGACGCAGCCCCUACAGCACGCUCGGUCGCGCCAGACACGUAAACCCCAUGGCUUGCGUCGCCUCGCCCCUGGCGCCGGACUCGCCGUCCUGCCUCCACGACGAUGUAGCGGCCUUAUAUGGAGAGGCCCAGAAGCUGUAUGCGGACGCGCAGCAGGAUUUUAAUGGAGACGACGCGCCGGCGGCGUGGGACCUGCCCGAAGCGAUGCUGACGGGUGGUAUGCCGCAAGGGUUUGAGAACACGCGGCGCGACGUGGGCAGCCUGACGAUGAAGAUCGCCAACAAGAAGGCCGACAUCGAGGCGUUGCUGGAGCGGAUGGCCAAGCUCCAAUCGCGGUACAAGAACAUGACGGAAGGUAAGGAGGAGAUGAGCAAGACGGUCAAGAAGGCCGCGCGCAAGUCGCAGCGCGAGAAGCGCCGGCGCAAGAAGAAGCGCGACAAAGCGAAGAAGGCGAAGAAGAAGAUGGCGCACCCGCUCGACGGCAUCGACGAGUUCAGCACGACCGUCAAGAAGGAGGAGCCCGUCCCACAAGAGGAGGAGCCCGUCCCGUCAAAGCCCGGCGCCCACCCCUUGGACGACCACUUCGAGCUGGGGACGGAGGCCGAGGAGGCCGCGGCCGAGAAGGAGUGCGACAAGCAGGUCGAGCGGAUCCUCGAGUGGAUCCAGGCCUGCAAGGACCCGGGGAAGGACCCCUUCGGCGACCUCCAGUCGAAACUCAAGGCCGACUUCAUGGAGAUCGAGAAGGUGAUGCAUAGGAUGGAGGGCUCCUCGACCCAGGUGUUUGGGGAGGCGCCCGCCAAAGGGCCCCAGACGUGCAUGCUCGAGGCGCUGGAGGCGCGGGAGCGCGCGCUGGAGGACGCGCGCGACGAGUUGGAGGUCAUGGACGAGGAGACGGACGAGGCGGCCCACUUCUGGGGGCACCUGUACGCGUGCGAUUCCGACGACGACGAGGACGAGGUCGACGACGAGGCGUGCUCGCCGGAGGAGGCCCAGUUAUUAUUGUACCUGGGCCACUCGCUCCACGACUACCUCGGCGACGUCGAGGAGCACAAGCACGCGCUCAUGAAGGCGUCGGAACAGUUCGAGGGGGGGAUGUUUUGAGAGAAGAGAGGUUGGGUAAGACAGGAAUACAACAUU